Asparagus officinalis (garden asparagus) is the source of this 306-nucleotide messenger RNA. RefSeq names its product zinc finger CCHC domain-containing protein 9-like. The transcript has a single exon. Gene Ontology annotation, molecular function: zinc ion binding; nucleic acid binding. NCBI's taxonomy places the organism in Eukaryota, Viridiplantae, Streptophyta, Magnoliopsida, Asparagales, Asparagaceae. The record is from RefSeq and is a predicted model, not a curated record. The coding region runs from base 1 to 306 and encodes 101 amino acids.
AUGAACUCGGUGAAGAGAGGGGCAAACAAGCGCCCCGUAGGACAGAACUCGGGAGGUAACCAGCAGAAGCCUCAGAUGGGAGGAGCACCAGCCAAGCGCCAGCAGACAGGGGCUUCGAGACCAACUCCACAACCAACCAACAUGAUCUGCCAUUUCUGCAGCAAGCCGGGGCACUUGAUGAAGGACUGCAGGAGAGCUAAUGGGUUGUGCUUAGCAUGUGGGGUAGCAGAUCAUCAGAUCACCACUUGUACUAGUAGGGGAGUCUCAGGAGGAUAUUCAGGUGGAGCGAUAGUACUAGCAGGCUAG